Molecule: messenger RNA, 6950 nt
Organism: Lymnaea stagnalis (great pond snail)
Lineage: Eukaryota; Metazoa; Mollusca; Gastropoda; Lymnaeidae
Source: the annotation of a GenBank genome assembly
CAUACGCAUGCCCCCCCCCCCCUGCUUUUUUAACUAAAAUAAUCCCAUUUUAAUUUUCUUCCAAUACUUCACGUGACUAUGUCAUGUGACUAGGCACAUGAUCUUAAAUAUAACCGGAGACCAUUACCAUUGAAAGAGUGUAUGUAGGCCUAUUUGACGGUAGUGUUGCAUAAUUUCAAGAGAUCUAUGCCAUGGUGCUCCUGGGGCUUUUAAGUUUAGCAGGGUUAUUUUGUACAGCUUUGAGUCGUUAUGAUCCUAACUGGAAUUCGUUAGAUGCUCGACCUCUUCCAGGUAAGAUGCACAGUCAAUUUUUUUUAUGGUAAAAAUGAAAAAAUUAUUACUUAUUUAUUUAUUAUUAUUAAUUUUAAUUAUAAUUUAUUAAUUUAUAAUUAAUUUAAAUAUUUAUUUAAAAUUUUCAAGGCCCAUUGCCAUUAUCAAUUGGCUAACCGGCCUAAAAAAUAUUCUUUUUAAAUCGUAGCGUAGGUCAGACCCUAAUACUGACAAAGACGAAUAGUAGAUUAGUACUAUUACUAUUAGAGAAAAAGGCAGUAUAGUAUAAAGACAAUAAAGUAAUAAAGUGAAUAAAGAAAUUGGUUAUAAUUAUUAAGCCCACUAUUGACUAUCAAUAACAUAGAUGAUAAAUAAUACUGAAUAAGUUAUAAUUUAACUUAAAUUUAUUUAUAAAUUAUAAUUAUGACUUAAAAGUUAAGUUAAAGAUAUGGGGUACAUUCAUGAAGGAAAAAGGUAUAUUUAUUUUCGGAGAGAAAAUGGCAUAAAAUGGGUUGGUGCAGUAUCAUUUCCACUUUCAUAUCAUUUGUGGUUGUCAUGGUUUGGCUGAGUAAACAUGGAUCAGAUGAUGUCAAGGUGAAUUGAGAAAAAAAUUAUUUAGAGUAAAAGUAUACAUUUUAUUUUUAAAAACUACCCGGUCAUAUUAUUGGGUCUGUUUCAAUUAAUCAUACUUUUAACUUACUGGAAUCGAAGUUUAGAAAUAACAAAUAUGAUUUUGGAACCAAUCCAAAUUGGUAAAAGUAGGUGGCAACCACAGGCAAGCUACUCUGUUUUACAAAAAAUGUGGACGUACCCCCAUAGAUAGAAAUAGGACUAUCAUAUUCAUUAGUAGGCUAUCAUUGUUUGAAUGUGAUUAAGCAAUUGAGCCCAUUACAAAACUAUUGACUGUCAAUAGGCCGAAAUUAAAAUUAAGCAGUUAUAGUUAUAGCUUUAACUUAAGUUUUAAUUGUUUAAGUAAAUCGUUAUAAAUCAAAUGUAAUUAGGCUUCCUACUAUCAGUAGGCCUUGUAAUACAUAAUAUAGAUUAAAUUAAAUAAAAUAAUGGCCCUAAUAAUAAUAGCUAGAUAAAACUAGUAAAACUUGAAAGCUAAAGGCUAUUUUAAAGUAUUUUUUUUAGUAAAGGCAUUCUUAGAUAAACUCUCCCCGAAAGCGUACAUUGGAAAAGAGCAGUAUUGGAACUUCACUUAAGACUUAAUUUUUUAAUACAUUUUUGCUCAUUAAUUUUUUUAAUGUAACAGUAACAGCAUAGUUUGGCUUUAUGAUGAUGUUGGGAUAGUUUGGCUUUAUGAUGAUGUUGGUUUAUUUUGUUCAUUUUAAAUAGCUUGGUAUGAUGAAGGCAAAAUUGGAAUAUUUAUCCAUUGGGGAGUCUUCUCUGUGCCAGCUUUUGGAAGUGAAUGGUUUUGGUGGCAAUGGCAGGGAGACAAGGUUCCAGCUUAUGUCCAAUACAUGCAACAAAACUAUAGGCCAGACUUCACAUAUGCUGACUUCGCUCCUAUGUUUCACGCAGAAUUUUAUGACCCAGGACAAUGGGCUGAUAUUUUCCAAUCUUCAGGAGCAAAGUAAUUCUUAAUUUAACUCAAAAUAAAACAAAUGCUUUCCAAUAUUAUUUGAUAAUACUCAAUAUUUUCUUUUCCUUUCUUCCUCACUUAUAAAUGGGUACUGAAUUUUUUUUCAUUUCAUUGCAAAGCUAGUUAAAGUUAAAAUAAAACUUUUAUCCUAGUUCAUCAAUUAAAAGCAUUUUGUUUAAAUUUUAGGUGAAACAGCACUGGAUAAUAUGUUUAUAUUAAAAAAAAUUAAAUAUCAUUUUUAGAUUUUAAUUAAUUUUUAUUUUUAUUUAAUUAUAAUUCAUUUAAUAUACCUACUUAAUUAAUGUAACUAUCUUAGCCAAUAAUAAAAUUCUUUUUGGAAAUGGUUUUUUGAAAUUUUUUUUUUUAAAUUGUACCCAUCACAGCUAUGUAGUUUUAGUAUCAAAGCACCAUGAAGGGUUCACAAACUGGCCUUCAAAGUAUUCAUGGAACUGGAAUGCAGGAGAUGUUGGACCUAAACGGGAUCUUGUAGGUAAGAUUAGCUAAAUGCGUUCAUGAAAGGUAAUUUAUUUAAUGGAAAGUCAAAAAUAUACUAUUACUAUAUAGUCAUUUUUUUUUUUUAAGUUUCAGUGUACCGUAUACAGAAGGUCACACUUUUUUUACCAAAAAUUUUCUAAAAAAUUUGUGUAACACCUUUUAACAAAUAUCAGUUAUAUUUAUGUUACAACCCCCCCCCCCCCAAUUAACAAACCGAAACUUAUGGUUCGACAUAUCCACUGGUGCCAAGUACGCAAGUAUAUAUUUGCAUAUGAUAUUUUUUAUGCAAAGAAAUUUUUAUAAAAGAUAAUUAUUUAUUAUUGUAUAGGUUUGUUUAUAGUGAGUAGCUUAUAUUUUUCCUCUAUGAUAAACACGUUUUUAAAAAUGAGUUUUAGGGAACUUUCAGGAGCGUUGUUCAUGUUUAUCACUUGGUUGAUUGAUAGAUAUGAAUGUUAUCUUUUAUUCAUUUUGCAUUGAAAAGAAAUUGAAAUUUUCUUAUUAAUACUUAUGUUUUCUUUAUAUUUCCAAUAAUCUGAUGAUAUAAAUUAAUUCAAACAUUAGCCCAAAUAAUUUUUGUUAAAAUGUUUAAAAUUAUUUUAUUUUUUUUCCUGUAUGUAGGUGAUCUGGCAGAUGCUAUCCGUAGUAAGACAAACCUAAAGUUUGGUGUUUACCAUUCCAUGUUUGAAUGGUUCCAUCCACUGUUCCUCCAAGACCAGGCUAACGAUUACAGCACACAGGAUUUUGUCAGAGUAUGUAUUGAUUUUGCGUCGAAGCUCUUAAUCAGUCCUUUUUUUUUAAAAAUUGGUUGUGUAAACAAGCUCUUAUAAAUUAUAAGAUUAUUGGGCAUCUCCUUUGAUUGUGUAUUGAUGACAUACCUAUAUGGAAUGUAUUGAAGUUUUUAAAAAUAAUUUUUUUACCCAGUCCACACAGAGAUGUUAGAUUCUUGAAAUGAACACAAACAUUUUUAAAUGACUUUUUGCUACACUGUUUCAUUUGAUCAGCACAAGAGAAAAACAGUUAAGCACUAAAGAGCAACAGUUCAGCACUAGAGUGCAACAGCUCAGCACUAGAGUGCAACAGCUCAGCACUAGAGUGCAACAGCUCAGCACUAGAGUGCAACAGUUCAGCACUAGAGUGCAACAGCUCAGCACUAGAGUGCAACAGUUCAGCACUAGAGAGCAAAAGUUAUUGUUUUCUGAAUAGCAGUUACUUGGGUUAAUUUUUCAUGUUUAAAAAAGUCUUUUAUUAUGUCUGCCAUCAGACCAAGACAAUGCCAGAGCUGUACGAACUAGUCAACAAGUACAAACCAGAUCUUGUGUGGUCUGAUGGCGAGUGGAUGGCACCUGAUGUUUACUGGAACUCAACAGAGUUUAUCGCUUGGCUUUACAAUGACAGGUGAGUUGCGUGUUUCCCUGUGUUAAACAUAUGCUACCCUAAGGGAAACCAUUAAUAAAAUUGGGAUAUCUAAGUUCAAUGUACCGAUAAUCCUAAAAUUGAAUUCCAGCUGCUGUCAAGUAAUUUUUUCUAUUAACCAUAAGGCUCAUUUUUUCACCAUACAUGUUCCAAACUGUCUUUUCCUGUUGUAUUUUAUUAUAAUUAAAAAAUCUAUCAUCUUUUCAUUCAACCAAAUUUUCAGCCCUGUUAAAGACACUGUUGUGGUCAAUGACCGGUGGGGAAAUAACACCCGAUGUGCUCAUGGAGGAUUCUGGGACUGUUCAGAUCACUAUACACCAGGCAAGUUGUUUUUUUCUAACUUAACCUUUACAUGAACUUUUGCAUGAACCUUUACAUAAAACCAUUACAUUCACCUUUGCGUGCACCAUUACAUGAACCUGUGUAUGAAUCUGUGCAUGAAUUUCACAUGAACCUUUACAUGCACUAUUACAUGCAGCAGUACAUGCACCAUUACAUGUAGCAGUACAUGCACCAUUACAUGUAGCAGUACAUGCACCAUUACAUGAACCUAUGUAUGAAUCUAUGCACGAACCUUUGUUGGCCAUGGUGUGGGCUUCGGAGGAAAUCCACAAGGCCUGGGAUUAUUUUUCAAGGAUUAUAAGCUGGUUCCCAAAUCGCCUCUCUCCACACCGCUGGAUAACCCAAAGGAACAUCAUUUGGAUGAUACAGCUUGGCACCAAUGGCGUCGCAGGAGUUGUCGGAAUGUUUCAUUGUACCAAUGAUAUCCCCCUUUCGGGACUCCAUCUCUGGGUUUGAUUUCAGAGUUGCCUUCUCUUAGAUGAGUUGCCAUCCAAGGUUAACGAGUCCCAUCUACCCGGGGUGCUGGUGAUGUUUUUUUGCUUGACUGGGCUUUGGCUGGAAUUAAGCUCCAGACCACCAACUUGAGAUUUGCUCAGUUUAGACCACUCGGCCACCCAGCACCCGCACGAACCUUUACAUGAAACUAUAACAUGAACCAUUACAUGCACCUUGACAUGCACCAUUACAUGAACCUAUGUAUGAAUCUACGCAUGUACCUUUGCACGAACCCUUACAUGUACAUAUCUUCAAUUAGUUUUUGAGACAAGGCCAUGCCACUGGUAAAAAAAACCACAUCUAAUCUCAAAUGUCAUUGCGUAUACUUGUAUAGGUAAACUUGUGCCUCACAAGUGGGAGAACUGCAUGACAAUUGACAAAUAUUCCUGGGGAUAUCGUGCUAAUGCUCGUCUGUCAGACAUCCACACUAUUGAAGAGCUAUUGCAACAGUUGGUUACAACUGUCAGGUAUGCCUCUGCAAUUUUUUUUUUCCACUGAUAAUCACAUUCAUCCUGAGGCCCUCUAGUUGGGACAAACCAAGGUCAAGGGUCUCUUGUCAAUUUGUUCUGUCACAACCUUCUCAAUGUCUCCCCUGUCUUUUCCAUCACUUACUUCAUGUGUGGACCUUCAUGUGUUUUUGGCCACCCCCCACACACACAUCCUCUUACCCCUUGAGGGUUCCUUGUCAAUAUUUGUCUUUUUUUUCUCUGAAUUUCUGUCAAAUCCACCUGUUUUAAUUCACUUAGAUUAAAUGCGCAGAUUUAAUUUUUUCUCCCUAAAUAUAAUCUUUUACAAUUUUUUUAAGCCUUGGAGGAAAUUUACUGAUUAAUGUAGGACCCACUUCCUAUGGUGAAAUUGGCCCCAUUUAUGAGGAAAGGCUUAGGCAACUUGGAACCUGGUUGAAAGUCAAUGGAGAAGCCAUUUAUAAGACUAAAGUUUGGACAUAUCAAAAUGAUUCCAUUGCAACAAAUGUUUGGUAAGUCAUUCUUGUCUUAAGUAGUACUUAUGAUGGCUAGUGAAUGAACAUACAACACUUAAUAUUGCUAAUGAGUAGUUACAACACUUAAGAUGGCUAGUGAAUGAACAUACAACACUUAAUAUUGCUAAUGAGUAGUUACAACACUUAAGAUGGCUAGUGAAUAUUUACAUACAACACUUUAGAUGGGCUAAUAAAUAAUUACAAGGACAGACUAAAUUAAUUUAUUUCACAUAAUAAAUGGUUUGAAACCUUGAUAAAAAUUAAGUUGAUUUGGGCCAGAUGAAUUCUUGUAUAACUGUUGAACUAUUUAUCCUUUCAGGUACACCUCAAGCUCCAAUGGCACAGACGUGACUGUGUAUGCCUUACUCCUGGGCUGGCCCGUCAACUCUACGAUAACCCUGGGAAACCCCAUUGCUGCCGCCAACACUGUGGUGUCAUUGGUCGGGUAUCAGGGUCAGCUGAGCUAUAAGCCCGUAUCCGGGGGUGGUAUCACUGUCACUAUUCCUCCCAUCGCUCCCAACGAGAUGCCAUGUGAGUGGGCCUGGGCCCUGCGACUGGAGGGACUCCAGAAUCAGAAACCUAAUCUGAACUGGAACAUGUUGAGUCGUAAUGUCCAGUCUAUAGCAAUGAAGAAAAACUUUUGAGGUAGUUGAGCAUUUAGUUGAAGUACAAUUCAAUUCAGCUGGUAAUCUUGAUCUAAUUUUGAUAAAUUCUGGCCAUGACAUCACUUUUUGAUUUAAACUUUAUUUGAACUGUAAAGAUAAAGAUGAUUUUUGUCGUGCAUUUCUGUUGGUUUACUUCAUAUCGGGUAUACUCAUAAUACCGGUACUGCAUAAGUAAAUCUGAUGCUAAUAUUUUUUUUUUUUUUUUAAACUGCCAAAAUUGUCAUUGUUUGAGAUCGGACACUUUCAAUGUCACUUUGUUCUCAGUGUCUUAGAAUUUUCCAUUGUAUUUCUCAUUUUUUAAAUUUCUAUAUGGCAUGUGAAAUCCACAGAAUGUUCUGAAAUGUAUUGUAUUUAUCUAUACACCUAGUUUGAUACCUCGGCUAUUCUUCUGUUUCACUGCUUUGUAAAUUGCCUAUUAAUACAAUAGUUGUUUGAGGUUUCUCUGUUCGGGCACAUAAUGAUAAAUCUUUUACAUUCCAUUGACCCUUUUGUGAUCGACAAGCCUGAGUAUUUUGUGAUCGACAAGUCUGACAAUUUUGUGAAUGACAAGUCUGACCCAUCAGUUAAAUCUGCUAAUUUUUAUAUUUAUUGAUGUGUAACUAUUUAAUUAAAUUAAAAUCUUUCUGCUUUUAAAAAAGGUACUUUUUUGUUUAAAUUAUGUGCUUAUGCUGUUGCUUCCAUGUGGUGUGCAUGCUUCUGUCAUGUG